Messenger RNA from Penicillium oxalicum, 483 nucleotides. Its product is annotated as DUF202 domain-containing protein. Bases 1 to 483 code for a protein of 160 amino acids. NCBI's taxonomy places the organism in Eukaryota, Fungi, Ascomycota, Eurotiomycetes, Eurotiales, Aspergillaceae. The record is from RefSeq and is a predicted model, not a curated record. The transcript is spliced from 2 exons.
AUGCCACGCCGGUACAACCCAAUCAUCAACCCAACUCACUCGCGGCCAGCGUUCGUGGAAGAACAUAUGGAAGAUCAACAACACAUCCUCUUUUCGCGUCCCCUUCUCGGAGCUCUCCUGUUCGAGAACACCAGCUCCGAUGCCCGUGAUCACUGUGCAAAUGAGCGCACCUUCUUGUCAUGGCUGCGUCUCUCGAUGUAUCUGGCCAUUGUCGCACUAGCCAUCAUCAUCUCUUUCCACUUUCGGGAGCAACCGUCCGGUCUCGAGCGCCGCAUGUCUUUGCCACUGGGGAUCAUUUUCUGGUUACUGAGUCUCGUCUGUCUCGCCAAUGGCUUCUUCAACUAUGCCCGCACGGUGAUGAAGUAUAGUCGAAAAGCGGCGCUCGUUCAGAGUGGAUGGAAGACCCAGGUGGUCAUCACCAUCAUCGGGACCGCAAUCUUGGGGAGCUGUAUUCUCUUCCUGUCCACGAGCCGGCGGGCCUGA